Messenger RNA from Argentina anserina (silverweed cinquefoil), 854 nucleotides. RefSeq names its product 18.1 kDa class I heat shock protein-like. The record is from RefSeq and is a predicted model, not a curated record. The transcript has a single exon. Gene Ontology annotation, biological process: protein folding; response to heat; response to salt stress. Bases 198 to 653 code for a protein of 151 amino acids. NCBI's taxonomy places the organism in Eukaryota, Viridiplantae, Streptophyta, Magnoliopsida, Rosales, Rosaceae.
UGGAACCUACUUCGCAUUGAUCAUUCUCAUCUCUCUCGUGUCCCGGAAAAUUCGAGAGAAAAUCAGAACAACGUUUUCAAGUCCGAGCAUCCUCCAGAAAAUUCUUGGCUCUCCUUAUAUAUACGGCAUCUAAUCCUCCCCUUCAUAUCAUCAAAAUCAUCGAAGCAAAUACUCAAACUUACCGAUCGUGUUCAAAAAUGUCUCUCAUCCCCAGUUUCCGACGAACCAGCGUCUUCGACCUCGAUCCCUGGGAUCCGUUCAAGAAUUUCCAGUUCCCUUCCUCGUCGCUCUCCACUUUCCCUCGCGAAAACUCGGCUUUUGUGAACACUAGGAUCGACUGGAAGGAGACCCCAGAAGCCCAUGUGUUCAAGGCUGACAUUCCCGGGCUGAAAAAGGAGGAGGUCAAGGUUGAGAUCGAAGACGACAGGGUGCUUCAGAUCAGCGGAGAGAGGAAGAUAGAGAAGGAAGACAAGAACGACAAGUGGCACCGUGUCGAGAGAAGCAGCGGGAAAUUCUCCAGGAGGUUCAGGCUGCCUGAGAACGCUAAGGUUGAUGAGAUUAAGGCUGCAAUGGAGAAUGGGGUUCUGAGUGUGAAUAUUCCUAAGGUGGAGAAGAAGAAGCCUGAUGUCAAAGCCAUUGAAAUUUCUGGGUAAUCCGGAUUUAAGUUCAUCAUUGUUGGUUUGCCUCUCUCGUCCUACUAGUAUAUGAUUGUCAGUGUGUAACUGUGUGUUGUGGAUUCUGAACUUGUUAUGCGAUAGCAUUUGCUUGUGGGUUUUGCUUUGUGCUAAAUGAAUGUGCUCUGUUUUUCUCUUACACAAAUAUCCAAUUAGCGGUAUUAAUUUGUUCUAGCUAUU